UUAACUUAUCAAACUUUGUCAUACAUGUAAACAGAAAUUGUUUAUUUUAUUUUGCUGCAUUGGAAAAAUACAGUUUAUUUCUUAACAGUAUACAAAAUGAAGUGGGAAAUGUGCUCCGUCGAGCCUUUCAAUAAUGGUGUAGUAAAAGAAACAGAACUUAAAGAUAAUGGCACCAAGGAUCACCCUUCGUAUAAAGCAAUACCUAAAUUCUUCGAUCCCCCACCUAAACCAGAGGAUAAAGACCGAGUGUUGCUGCUGCGUCGAGAGGCCCAUUCGCUUGUCCUACAGGAUCAGGCGGAGGGGCUUCUUAACACCGAGGAGCUGAAUGAACUGUGGAGGAUCCUUGAAAAGCAUGUGACCGAAACUAUAAGAUCGAAACGACAACUGAUCAGCUUGGAUGAUUAUUUGGUAGUCGUUUCGGAAGUAAGCGCUAAGUGUCAAAAGUUAUUAACUGUGGGACUCUUUUUCGAACUGAUGCAAUCCUCUAACUAUCCCGACAUGCUGGAAAUCGUCUCAAUUUAUAACCAUAUAGUACGAAGGAUAUCAAUCGUCCAAGGACGCAUUGGGCUUUCCUCUUACGAUGGUUUUGGGCAAGGAUAUUUAAGUGAAAGCGAUCUGGAGAGUUUUAUAACAGAUAUUAUACCAAAGUUGGCACAAAUCCGAGAUUGUAUGCAGCCCUCAUUCGAAAGAUUUUAUGUGUGUACGGUGGUGAAGAAGAUAUUCUUCUUUCUAGACCAUCUUCAUAUGCGUCGCAUUCGAAUUAGGGAUAUUGUAUCCUCGGGAUUGCUAUCGCAGCUACUAGAGCUACAUGAUAAGACAAACUCCAAAGAACGAGAGAAAAAGGGGGCAACGAACUGCUUUUCAAUGCCUGCUAUCUUUGCGGUUUACGAAAACUAUCUUGAUUUAGACAAAGAUCAUGAUGGUAUGUUGAGCAGAGAAGAGUUGUCUAAAUACGGUUCUGGUAGCCUAACUUCCAUUUUUCUGGAUCGGGCAUUCGAGAUGUGUCGUACUUAUGGUGGAAAAAUGGAUUACAAAUCCUUUCUCGACUUCCACUUUGCAAUGGAAAAUCGAAAAUCCUUAAAGUGUCUUCCAGCCCUGCACUAUAUUUUCCGUAUCCUAGACAUAAAUCAGCAGGGGUAUUUGACAGCCCAAACCUUGCGAUACUUCUACGAUGGCAUUGAAGUGCGCUUUAAAACUUUGAAGGCGGAGGCUGUGAACUUUCAGGACCUCAAGGAUGAGAUAUUUGACAUGGUCGGGCCCAAGGAUCCGCUCAAUAUAACCCUCAAAGAUUUGAUCAACAGCGGGCAAGGCGAGACCGUGCUCUCCAUACUAAUUGAAUUCGAUAAAUUCUUGGCCCACGAGAACCGUGAGGGGAAUCCACAGAAUGUUUAAUAACCGAAUUCCAGCCGGCAGCCACAGCAGCACAUGCUACAUGCUGCAUGCUACAUGCAACAAGCAGCAGCAACUCUCUUGCGGUGACAACAUUAAGCCAAAUUUAAUUAAAUCCCCCGACACGGCUCCUGGCAAUUCUUUUACACCAAGGAUUUCGAUAUGUAUUUUUAUGUCGCGCAAUUGCAAUGCAAAUUCAAUGUGUAAAGUCCCUCAAAUAUUUCGACUCACUCGUAUUUGUCUUUAUACACACGUAAUUGCAAAUUGCUCAUAAAUAUUUAUGCGGG
Drosophila biarmipes is the source of this 1676-nucleotide messenger RNA. RefSeq names its product serine/threonine-protein phosphatase 2A regulatory subunit B'' subunit gamma-like. Gene Ontology annotation, cellular component: centrosome; spindle. The transcript has 3 exons. The record is from RefSeq and is a predicted model, not a curated record. Gene Ontology annotation, biological process: T cell homeostasis; cortical cytoskeleton organization; regulation of dephosphorylation. Lineage: Eukaryota; Metazoa; Arthropoda; Insecta; Diptera; Drosophilidae. Bases 97 to 1392 code for a protein of 431 amino acids.